AUGGCUGCGCCCUGUGGCUCGGAGCUGCCCGCCAACUCGCCGCUAAAAAUCCCGAAGAUGGAGGUGCUCUCCCCGGCUUCUCCUGGUGGCCUGAGCGACGGAAAUCCAUCGCUGUCCGACCCUUCCACGCCUCGGGGUGCCUCCCCGCUCGGGCCGGGCAGUGCGACGGGCUCGGGGGCAGCGGCGUCUGGGGGUCUCGGGCUGGGGCUGGGGGGCCGCAGCGCCGCCUCGUCCUCGGUCUCCUUCUCCCCUGGUGGCGGCGGUGGCGGGGCUGCGGCAGCCGCCGCCGCCGCCUGCCGGGGCAUGUCGUGGACGCCGGCCGAGACGAACGCGCUCAUCGCAGUAUGGGGCAACGAGCGGCUGGUGGAGGCGCGGUACCAGCAGCUGGAGGGAGCCGGCACGGUGUUCGGCAGCAAGGCCCCUGGGCCAGCCAUGUACGAGCGCGUGUCCCGGGCCCUGGCCGAGCUGGGCUACGAGCGGACCCCUUCCCAGUGCCGGGAGCGCAUCAAGACCCUUCGCAGGUGUUACAGUCGGGUGAAAGAACAUGGUGUUGGGAAAAGAAAGAGCAGUUACACAUUUGAACAGUUGGAACAGGUGUUUGGUCAGGGAGGAUGGGAUGCUCAGCCCUGCCAGCCUGUACUUAUUAACAGUAGUGGCUUGUACCAGGAGCUGGAGUCAGAUGGCAGCACUAUGGAGGAGUAUUCACAGGAGGACUGGGGAAACCACAGUCAGGAUCUCCAUGGCUAUCCAACAGAUCAGGAAUUGGAUGAAAUACCUGUCACAAAGAGAACAUUAAAAAUAAAACAAGAGUCUUCUGAAGAAGCACAGAAGAGAGACAUCAUGCAAAAUAUUGUACAGAUUUUGGAAUCAGUACAAUUGAAAUGGGAACUGUUUCAGAGCUGGACAGACUUUUCAAGGCUUCAUCUUUCUAAUAAACUGGCCAUUUUUGGAAUUGGUUAUAACACCCGUUGGAAAGAGGAUAUCCGUUACCAUUAUGCUGAGAUCAGCUCCCAGGUGCCCCUGGGCAAGCGACUCCGGGAGUACUUCAACUCCGAGAAGCCCGAGGGACGGAUCAUUAUGACCCGCGUGCAGAAAAUGAACUGGAAAAAUGUUUACUACAAAUUUUUAGAGAUCACCAUUAGUGAAGCUCGGUGCCUGGAGCUGCACAUGGAAAUUGACUGGAUACCCAUCGCCCAUUCCAAACCAACUGGUGGGAACGUUGUUCAAUAUUUAUUACCAGGAGGCAUUCCCAAAAGUCCAGGCCUUUAUGCCAUUGGUUAUGAAGAAUGUAUUGAGAGGCCCCCCUCACCCCACAUGGAGCGACGUUCCCUAGACCCAGGAAAGGAGGGCCGGGUUGACUUGGAGACCCUGUCAGCACAAGCCUCAUUACAGGUGGAAAUCGAACCCACCCGAAUAAUCUAUUGCUACCUCGGGAUUGCUGAGGUCAGGACUCUCCAGCAAUGCUUAUUUUUACAUUUCCAAGCAAAUACCAAAACCUUCAGCAAAGAUUGGGUUGGUAUUAAUGGGUUUUUGUCUCAGAACUGUAUUGUGGAUCCUGGAGUUUCCCCCAAAUCCAUCUAUAUCAAAUUUGUUGAAGUAGAGAGGGAUUUUCUUUCCGCUGGCUCUUUAGUUGAGUGCCUGGAAAAAGCCAUUGGAUACCCCUUAAAAUUUAACAACUGA
Molecule: messenger RNA, 1680 nt
Organism: Puma concolor (puma)
Lineage: Eukaryota; Metazoa; Chordata; Mammalia; Carnivora; Felidae
Gene: MSANTD2
Product: Myb/SANT DNA binding domain containing 2
Source: RefSeq, a predicted model, not a curated record